AUGAUCGACCGCGAGAAACCUGUCCAGGAUUGCUUGCGGCAUCUCAUGCCAAGCCUCUCAAUAUAUACUGAAGGUAGGCACUAUCAGGAUUGUCUCGAGCUAUAUAAUCAUGCGCUGAGCAAGCAACCACUGGUCUGCGCCCGGCCGCGGACAGAACAAGAGGUCUCACAUCUGGUUCAAUUAUGCACCGAAGAAUCCGUUCCGUUUGCUGUACGCUCCGGUGGUCAUGACUUCUUCGGUCGCUCGCUGGUUCACAAGGGCGUUCUCAUCGACAUGCGCGCAAUGGACUCGGUCAGAGUCGAGCCGGACCAAGCCAGCGCGCGCGUUGGUGGCGGGGUGAUUGCUGGCCCCCUGCAGGAAACACUCAAUUCUCACGGCUUAUUCACUCCUACUGGACAGGCAAAAUCCGUGGGUUAUGUCUCGUGGGCCUGUGGGGGAGGGUAUGGCUUCUAUGUUGGGACGUACGGGUUUGAGGUCGAUCAGAUCCUCGGGGCUCGAGUGGUUCUGGCCCGGGGGCACGUUGUUGAUACCGACGAAGAUCCAGAAUUACUGUGGGCACUCCGCGGCGCCGGGGCCGGCAUAUUUGGCAUUGUCACGGAGCUUCGUGUGAAGGUGUACCCAGUGCCUAAACUAUAUGCUGGCUUCCUAGCCUUCCCCCUUGCCGAGGCCGCAACUCAGAUGAUGCAGGCCGGUAGGGUUCUGGGGAACACGGUCACGGAGACUAUACCAGCCGCCUACGGCUUGGGUGACUCAUCUUCAGGAAUGUUCUUUCGCAGUCGAAACGUUGACCGGAUACAUCAGAAGGUUGGUGCCAUCCUCGCACUGCACCCUCCACCGCAUCCGCUGUCGGCUGUCAUCUUUCACAAUAACCACGGCAAGGGGAUUCGACAUGAAGUCGAGGAUAAUGUCGGGGCGGCCUUUCCGAAUCGGCACCAACAUGUCAUUCUCGGGCUCCAUGGUGGCACUAGACCAGGUCAGGUCGAUGCACAGGAGCUUGCAGAUGCAACCAGAUGGGUUACAGAAUUAGAGGAGGCGAUUGAUCAGACCGGUCUCUCGUUGCAAGGAGGGUUCCCUGCAUUUUGGCCGCCAGACCAGGUGGAUGGGGCCGCAAGACUGCAGCGAUUGAAAGCACGGCUGGACCAGAAUGAUCUAUUUCACCAUGCGCUGCCCGGUCUCAAAGCAGGCUGA
Aspergillus novofumigatus IBT 16806 is the source of this 1188-nucleotide messenger RNA. RefSeq names its product FAD-binding oxidoreductase. Gene Ontology annotation, molecular function: FAD binding. The record is from RefSeq and is a predicted model, not a curated record. Lineage: Eukaryota; Fungi; Ascomycota; Eurotiomycetes; Eurotiales; Aspergillaceae. The transcript has 4 exons. The coding region runs from base 1 to 1188 and encodes 395 amino acids.